GAACAGUGCCUCUCACGCAUGGAACAAGACCAUAUUGAUGCCACAGUCAUCGACUUUAUGGAUGAUGACGCUCUGGCUGGCUACAUCCCAACAUAUGGAGAUCGGAUAGCAGCAAGACGCUUCUGUUUGGAAAACAAAGGUGCAAAUAAAAAAGCAAAAACAUCAAAAAAAACAAUCACUGCUUGAAAAACUAAAGAAAAAGAUGGGCAUUGAUGAGAAUGAUGAUAAGAAAUCUGAUAAUGAGGAGACUUCUGCAGCAAAGUGUAAAAGAAUUUAUGCAAAAAAGAACAAAUGGGCUGAAAAAAAGACCAGAAGAGUUGAGUUGGGGUGGAUUCAUGAAGGCAAACAAGUAAGAAAACGCAGAGGAGGGGGAACAAGGGUACUUGAUCUACCCAAAGAAUCAAGAAAAGCUGACAUAUUACAGUAUGCUAAAGACCUUUUCUUCCCAAAUGGAAAAAAUAAAUUUGGAAGAUUUGAGACAUUCAGUCAUGACAUAUUAGACUAUCAGGAGGAAGCUGUACUUGAUGAAGAUAUCACAAUUGGGGACCUGUACACAGUAUUAAAAAUGGGAAUGUUAAGAUUUUACCUGUGCACUAAGAGCCUGACAGAUGAGGAUGAUGAAGAACAUGAUGAGGAAAAAUCAGAUGAGAACAAUGAUGUACAACUGGGAGACACACGUGAAGAAGAUGAGCAUCUCACUCAAACAGUUGUCAUCCUGUCACCAGAUUUGAAGGAGGUUGAUGCAGAUGCAUUUUCAGACACCGAGGUGGUGUUUGGUCCCUUCCUUGGAGAUCCCACGGAUAGUCAAUUGGAUGACACAUUGUUACAUGAACCCAGUCAGCAGUUUGAAGAUGAUGAGACAGCCGUUAUAUCCAUCACACUUCCCCCAACAAGCACAGUAGGCAAUCCUCCAGACACAGGAUCUGUAGGUGACACAGCAAGCACCUCUGCAGCAUCAUAUGAAGUUGUCUCUAUCACAAUAAAACUUCAUAGGGUCAAUCUUCUGGAGGAGAUGAUUAGCCAGUUCAAAGAUUCAACACUCCUCAAACACCCCCUGAAAUACACCUACAUUGAUGAAAAAGGAGCUGACGCAGACGGUGUCUCAAGAGAUGUGUAUGCUGCAUUUUGGACGGAGUUCAUGGACCAAACAGCUGAAGGGGAGGACCUAAGGGUUCCAUCACUGUCUCCUAAAUGGCAGGAAGAAGAAUGGAAAUCCAUUGGCCGGAUUCUACUGAAAGGAUUUCAAGACCAUGGAUACUAUCCCUGUCGCCUUGCCCCUGUUUUCACAGUGGCACUUAUUUUUGGUGAGAAUGAAGUCUCAGAUGAUAUGCUGUUUGAGAGUCUGCUCCUGUACAUAAGUCAGUCAGAUAGGGAUCUGAUAACCACUGCCUUAAAAGAAGAUCUUGUAGAUGAGGACAGGGAUGAACUACUUGAUCUUAUGGAUCGCUUGGAUAUGGACUGGCACGACGACCAGUAG
Molecule: messenger RNA, 1477 nt
Organism: Epinephelus fuscoguttatus (brown-marbled grouper)
Lineage: Eukaryota; Metazoa; Chordata; Actinopteri; Perciformes; Serranidae
Exons: 3
Coding region: 203-1477 (424 amino acids)
Molecular function (GO): ubiquitin-protein transferase activity
Source: RefSeq, a predicted model, not a curated record